CGCAGGCAGUGAACGGCCAACGCAUGCGUCAAGGCUGAUGCCUCCUGUAGGCUCGCUAGUGACCCUGCUCAGCAACCAACAAGGCAGUACGAGCAGCAGACAAGCUCCUGGAUCACGCCUAGCAGCUCGACCCGCUCCGCAGACCGUUGAAAGGACAAAGAGCAACGACGGUGCAAACGAGCCUCAAUAUCGUCUGCGUAUAGAGCUGUUCGACCAUCACCUAGCUCAGAGACAGAGACGAGAUAGUGGGCGCCACAUCUCCGAAGAUCCUGCCCUGCUCUCGCUCGACACGCCUACGGGUCUGCCUCCUGAAGUCGACGCUGAGGUGAGACAGAGCUCGAGCGUGCCCGCCGCCUUCACAUCCAGGGAUCCCUUCGAGCUUGUGCCUUUUGCCGAGUACGCAUCCUCUGGCACCGCAAACACGCGUCCCUUGAACCCAAGCGCGCUGCCAUUCUCGCCUGCAGCACUAUCUGGAUCAAACUUUGGCAAGCCUGCUGGUGGCGGCAGGGUCACCAUCGAAUCGAUCGUGCCCGUCUUCACUCCCCUACGUACGCUAGAUUAUCGAUUCGGUCCUAUCUCGCUCGAGUGGGGCUCACCGAAACCGAUUGGAGACCUCGAGCGUGCGUUGCAAGAAUCAACUCUCGGCCCCGUCGAAAGCGACAGCAUGAGUCCGAGCGUCACGCGUCCUGUGCCUCUACGCGGGCACUCGUGGGCGAGUGCUAGCACAAGCACCCGGCCACUUUCGCCUAUCAGCCAAGCCUCAGAAGCCGAGACGCUCGCCUCAACAGUCGGCCAGGGCUCGCUCGCACUGUCACCGUCUGCCUCUAGCAUGGGUGCCGGUCUGCCCGUUCGUUAUGCUGCAUCAUCUUCAUCGCAUCAUACUGCGUCUACUCGGCAAGACCUGCAGUCGGUCGAUCUUGGCUUUGGCAUCAUCCAUCUGAUGCGCGAGGACGAGCAACUCGACCUUGAAGGUCCUGCACCUCAUUAUCGGCGAGAACGCAAUGCGUAUGCGUCUUCCAAGCUUCAAAGAGGACAAGAAGAGCAAGGCGACGGCCUGACACUGGCCGUACUGGCCAUACCCUCAGUCAUGAGUGUGGCCGACUUUCUGCGUUUCACCGAAAGCGAUGCAGACUCGAUCAGUCAGAUCAGGCUACUCAGGGACGCGAUGCCGAAUCGAUGCAUGGCAUUACUGCGCUUCAGAGAUCGUGCUUCGGCCGAUAAAUUCGUCGUCAAUAACAAUGGCCGGCCCUAUUGGGCUAUGAUGGACGACGAAGUCUGUCAUGUAGUUCGCCUGCGCUCGAUCGACAUCUAUGCUACGACCAGCCCGCCGUUCACUUUCCCAAUGUCCAAAGAUCACGAAAGUGAGAUCACGACACCGUCUGCGGUCGCAGGCACACACGAGCUGCCAACAUGCCCCUUGUGUUUGGAACGACUUGAUGUAUCCGUCACUGGGCUGAUCACCAAUCUUUGCGCACAUACGUUUCAUUGUCAUUGUCUGAGCAAGUGGGAGAACAGCAGAUGUCCGGUCUGUCGAUACUCGCAGACUCGUACGAAGCCGCUAGAUCGAGAACAGCCGGUAAAGACAAGCUGCGACGAUUGUGGUGACGGGUCAUCGCUCUGGAUGUGCUUGAUCUGCGGUCAUGCUGGCUGCGGCCGCUAUCAAGGCAAGCACGCCUACAGGCACUUUGAAGAGACGGGUCAUCUGUACGCAAUGGAACUCGAGACGCAAAGAGUCUGGGACUAUGCCGGCGACUCCUACGUACACCGCUUAAUCCAGGAUAAGACGGACGGCAAGCUAGUCGAGUUGCCGUCCAUCGCAGGGCCCAUACACAACGAACCGACUGGCCGAGGACCGACAGACACCGCCCAUUUCAACCAGGAAAAGAUGGAGGCCAUGGGUGUAGAGUACUCCCAUCUUCUGAGCUCACAGCUCGACUCUCAGCGACUGUACUUUGAGGACCGCCUCAACGACUACCGAGAGCGGCUGGGCCGUCGCGAGUCUGCCAACGAGCAACUCAGGCACCGUGCAGAGCAGUGGGAAUCUGAGCGCAGAGAGCUGCUCAAACGGAUCGAGUCCGCUCAGGCAGCUCACAAGAGCGCUGUGCAGCAGCAGACGGAGCUCGGUGCGCGCUUGAAACAGCUCGAAGCCGACCACGCACGAGACAUGCAAAGGCUCGAGCUCAGGACGAACAAGGCGCUUGAUCUUUCGCGCUCGAUGGCCAAGGAUCUAGCAAGUGAGCGAGAGCAGAACAAAGGCUUGCUCGCCAACCUCACUGGCGCACAGCAACGCGAGCAAGUGCAGGCGAACAAGACCCAGGAGCUGCAAGCCCAGGUGACCGAUCUGCAAGAGCAGCUUCGCGACCUGAUGUUCGCACUCACUGCCCGUGAUAAGAUUGAUGCCGGUGGAGGAGCGCUGGACGAACUACAAGGAGGUAGCGUGGGUGUGGUCCAGACGCCCUCGAAUCGCAGGCAGCGGGCACGGCAGAGUAAAUGAGGCGCUUGCGAGCAAUCGAUGUACAGACAUUGUCGUUGUUUCUCUCUACAUGCACGCAUUGUCUACUAUCAAUUGACCGGAUCGAGCAGCUUGACAAUCGCCGGCCCUUUCAGAUUGUAGUCUUGCUUGCUCAGAUACGCGCCGACAUUGGCCGAGAAGGUAAUCUUUGCAAGGAUUGCACCGCCGAGGUAGGCUGCCAGAUCUGGGUGGUCCUUCAUUUCUGAGAAAUAGUCUGGGAUCUUGCCCAGACGCGCAACGCGAGCUUGCGUGUCUGAGCCGGACUCUGGAUCGAUCAAAUACUGGCUGGCUGCCUUGAUGACAGCACUUGCGACGCCUGCCGAAGCUGUAAGCAAGGAAGACAUGCGCUGAUCCACGGACAGA
This is a messenger RNA of Mixia osmundae IAM 14324, 2875 nucleotides long. RefSeq lists its product as uncharacterized. Gene Ontology annotation, cellular component: cytoplasm. Lineage: Eukaryota; Fungi; Basidiomycota; Mixiomycetes; Mixiales; Mixiaceae. The record is from RefSeq and is a predicted model, not a curated record. Bases 38 to 2494 code for a protein of 818 amino acids. Gene Ontology annotation, biological process: Ras protein signal transduction; protein ubiquitination. Gene Ontology annotation, molecular function: zinc ion binding; ubiquitin protein ligase activity. The transcript has 3 exons.